Fibroporia radiculosa is the source of this 831-nucleotide messenger RNA. RefSeq lists its product as uncharacterized. The record is from RefSeq and is a predicted model, not a curated record. Bases 1 to 831 code for a protein of 276 amino acids. The transcript is spliced from 6 exons. Lineage: Eukaryota; Fungi; Basidiomycota; Agaricomycetes; Polyporales; Fibroporiaceae.
AUGUCGUUCUCGGUCAGACUUAAUUUCUCGGAGCUGGGCCUUGUGAUUGCUUGCGUAGUUUGUGCUGUGCUCGCUCUCGCCCUCCGUGCCAGAUCGGCCCGUUCGUCGCGCGCACCGGUCGAUCGCUCUGAUCGCAAGACAUCCACCACCACUGGCUCGAAGCAGGAGCGAGAACCUGGAGAGUGGACACCGGUCGAUUUCGACUAUCCCCCCGUCGAGCCCUUCACGGAUGAUAUUAGCACCGUCAAGCCCAUUCCUUACCGGCCAUUCCGUUGGGGAACCUACCAUGUAACGAUGGGAAUCAGGAAUAUGGCAUGGGACGAGUGGAUAGAGUUGGACCAACAGUUCUUUGACUACCACAAGAUCGUUCAACAUCGACUAGAGACUCGCGGCGAGCGUGCCGUCCAGGUGCUGCCCGCUAAACCUGGUGUUGUUGCUGGCGGCCAUGCAGCAGCAGAAGAGUUUGUACACGAGCUGGCAGAAUACCUAUCAAGACGGUACCCCGCAAUUUAUGCUGUUGUGAGGAAGGUCAAGAGCGAGAAGGGUAUAUCGGGCUGGUAUGGCGAAGGCCAAAUCAAGACUAUAACAGUUAUACCGCUGCAAGUAACGUAUGAUUUAGAUAAGGAGGAGCCAUUAAAAGUCGCGUCGUUAUUGGUGCAAGAAGACUUUGCAAUUAUGAUCGAAGGCAUGUACAUUUAUUCCCUGAGGGCUCAGGCACCGACAUGGCUAUUGCUUCAGGCACGGACGGGCGAUAUUAUUUACAAGCCGGAGCGAUCUGCAUACCAGGUAUGGGUAUUCUUCCCUUACCAGAAUUAUAGGGUCAUCGUUUAA